ACCCUCACCAGCGAGGGGCGGAGGGGCGUCACAACACCGGAUCCUCUCCUGUCCCGAGCAGCUCCCCGCACCAUGGCUUUCUUCACCCACCACGUCUGCAGGGGUCUGUUGACCUCGGCGGCCAGACAUGUCGUGAUCAAGCACGUGAUGAUCAUUGGCGGUGGACAGAUGGGCGCGGGGGUCGCACAGGUUGCUGCGUCCACCGGCCACUCGGUGACACUGGUGGACACUUCUGACGACAUCCUGAAAAAGGCCGUCAAGGGAAUCGAAGGGAGCCUCAAAAGAGUGGUCAAGAAGAAGUUUGCUGACAAGCCGGAGGCGGGCGAGGAGUUCGUCCAGAAGGUCCUGCAGAACGUGUCGACCUCGACAGAUGCCGGAUCUGCCGCUCAGGGCGCGGACCUCGUGUUGGAGGCCAUUGUGGAAAAUCUAAAAAUCAAACAGGAUCUCUUCAGUGGGCUUGACAAGCUGGCACCAGCACACACAAUCUUUGCCAGCAACACUUCCUCCCUGCCCAUCUCUGACAUCGCCAGCUCCACCAACAGGCUGGACCGGUUCGGCGGCCUUCACUUCUUCAACCCCGUCCCCAUGAUGAAGCUUGUCGAGGUCAUCGGAACCUCGGCAACAAGCCAAGAGACGUUCGAUUCCCUCCUGAACUUCAGCAAAAUGCUCGGGAAAACCCCCGUGUCCUGCAAGGAUACGCCUGGAUUCAUUGUGAACCGCCUGCUUGUUCCUUACAUAGUGGAGGCCAUCCGGCUGCACGAGAGAGGUCAUGGAUCCAAAGAAGACAUCGAUAUUGCCAUGAAACUUGGUGCUGGCUAUCCCAUGGGGCCCUUUGAGCUCUCGGACUAUGUGGGACUAGACACUAUGAAAUUCAUCAUGGAUGGUUGGAAUGAAAAGGAUCCUGACAACCCCCUGUUUGCCCCGAGUGAAAUGGUGAACAAGUUGGUCGCAGAGGGCAAAUAUGGCAAAAAGACAGGAGAAGGAUUCUACAAGUACAAGUGAAAAGGUUUUGCAGCGUUGCUAGUUUUGUGUGGAGGUACGAGUCCAAACUGUAGAGAGUGAGCUCUCCAACAGGGACUAACGAGAACCGCCAGUAGAAAAAGUGCCUUCUCUACGCUAAAGGUGAACUUCUGUCCCGACAAGUCCACUGAACAACAUCGUGAUGUUUGUGAAGAGAUUACAUGUAACUAAAUAAAAAAUUGAUUUUUCAAAUA
Messenger RNA from Scophthalmus maximus (turbot), 1214 nucleotides. RefSeq names its product hydroxyacyl-CoA dehydrogenase (gene hadh). The transcript has 8 exons. Gene Ontology annotation, biological process: fatty acid beta-oxidation. NCBI's taxonomy places the organism in Eukaryota, Metazoa, Chordata, Actinopteri, Pleuronectiformes, Scophthalmidae. Bases 73 to 1002 code for a protein of 309 amino acids. Gene Ontology annotation, cellular component: mitochondrion. The record is from RefSeq and is a predicted model, not a curated record. Gene Ontology annotation, molecular function: (3S)-3-hydroxyacyl-CoA dehydrogenase (NAD+) activity; NAD+ binding.